Messenger RNA from Fonsecaea nubica, 2049 nucleotides. RefSeq lists its product as hypothetical. NCBI's taxonomy places the organism in Eukaryota, Fungi, Ascomycota, Eurotiomycetes, Chaetothyriales, Herpotrichiellaceae. The record is from RefSeq and is a predicted model, not a curated record. The transcript has a single exon. Bases 1 to 2049 code for a protein of 682 amino acids.
AUGGAAAUGCAACAUCGCCCGCUGGACCGUUCGAGCAACGAGAUCAGGCUGCUGCGACUUCUUCCAGAAAAAGACCAGCAGGAUGGCGGAAGGUUCAAGAGGCUACCGUCCUGUCAGGUCUUUCAUGCCCGUCUGGGUGAGAAGCCGCAAUACGUAGCGCUGUCCUAUGUAUGGGGUACUCGCCAGGACGAGCGGGUGGUCCUGGUCGACGGACGGCAGGUCAGGGUAUCACAAACCCUGUACGACGCGAUGAUGGAGUUGAGGCGAGGUCGUCGCCAACACCUCGUCAUCUGGAUCGACUUCCUGUGCAUCGACCAAAGUGACCAUGAGGAGAAAAGCUGGCAGGUUGCCCUCAUGGACGACAUCUACAGGCAAGCGACGCAGGUGUAUGCCUGGCUCGGGCCGACCGAGGACGACAGCGAUGAUAUCGUGGAUUACCUGAACAAGCUGGGCGAGCGGGCAGAAUCCUGUGGAGUCCACACCAUUGAGGGUGUUCAUUAUGACAUAUGGCGGAGUCUGGUAGCGCAGGGUCGACAAGGUCAUCCACCCAUCUGCCCGGUCACAACAGAGGACAAUCACCUGCAAUUUGUCAGUCGCGAAGAGUUGGAAAGCCUCUUUUACUUCAUGAGUGGAUGGCGCGAGCAAGAUCAUCUCCUUCCGGCCGCUGGCAUCCAGCGGUUCUUCACUCGACCUUGGUGGGGGCGCAUAUGGAUGUUGCAGGAAAUGGCGCUGCCCGAGAAUGCAGAGUUGCUCUGCGGCACCAAAAGGAUCAGUCGACGUCGGUGCAAUGCGGCCAUCAGCGCAUAUGGGGCUCUUUGGGUGACCUUCAUGGAGAUGAUACAGAAGGGGGACACAACUUCGCUUACACGGCAGCAGCUAUUGUUCACGACAGAACUGUUCCACCAUAGGCCCACUGUCAUGUUGUCUUUGUGGAGGAUAUACAGAUAUGAGCGAUUCCCACUGGCAGCGCUUCUCCGUGCCACCUGUGUUGGCACCAUCAAUCUUCGUCGGCACGGACCUCAUCACUUCGAGUCGACGGAUCCGCGAGACAAGGUCUUUGCACUUCUGAGCAUGGCAUCUGAUCGAGAAGACCUGAGACAAAUCGGCAUCGUUCCGGACUAUACAAAAACCUGUGCAGAAGUCUACACGUCAGUAAUGUUAGCUCUGCUCCGGCAAGGCCAUAUGUCAUUCCUCUCCUGUUGUCAAAUUCCCAAGUUACAGCCUCGCCUACCGUCCUGGGUUCCAGACUGGUCUCAAUCAUUCGUUGAUAUGUUGCAAGACGUGGAAAACGAUCAUGUAACCCUGUACCCAAAAUUUGGAGCGUCUGGGGUGGACAGGGGCGUUCCUAUGAUCUCUGUGCCGACAAUCAACCAAGUCACCAAGGGAUUAUUGUUAACUUGCAGGGCGUAUGACAUAAUUGAGGCAGCCGGCCAUUUCCCUAGGAGGAAGUCAAGUAAUGAAGUGCCUCUAUCAGAGACGUCCUCGUGGCCAUCGGUAUGGCUUGUCGAAAUUCUCCGCCUCACAUACCACAGGGAGCGACCAUACGAGAGUUUUAGAGACCGACUGUGGGCAGCAGCAGUAUCAUCUAUUGCAGGUGCAGGCUACUCUGACGGAAAACAGACAAGGAUGGAGAGAGAAGAUCGUCUGUCUGACGCCGUGCUGCUCCUGGAGGCCGGGAAACGCUUUCUCCGAUCUAGGGACUACCGUAUCAAAAGGGAAGUCCAAAAGUUCCUGGCCAGUGGUGUUGUUAAGGCUGCCAGAGAAAGUCAUAAGCGACGGAAAAUCUCGUCCCAGAGGCUCGGGUCAGAAAUCAUCGGUAAGAGUCUGGGACGACUUCCAUUCGUCACGAGCACGGGUCAUUUGGUUCUGAGCUCCGAGCAUGUGAGAAAAGGCGACGUCGUCGCACUCAUCAAGGGUACUCAGGUGCCUUUUAUUCUUCGUCGUAAAAAAAGCGGAGCGUACAAGCUGAUCAGUGAAGCUUAUGUGCAUGGCAUCAUGGACGGAGAGGCGGCAGAAGAGGACAAGUUUGGAACUGUAGAGCUUGUGUGA